AUGUCUCGAUUGUACCCAGCUUUUGAGGCUCAGAAUAUGUUCCCAGCAGAGCACAUCUUACCUAUUCAUCUCGGCCUUGUCCACUCGUCAGGCCGAACGGCGGUUCACGGCCAUGAUUCACUUCGUGGUGGAUCCGAAAGACGCGAUGAAGAAAGCGAGUCGACAGAGAAGGAGGACCUUGUUCUCCAGAUCGACAGAACGACAACUGACCCCUCGGCUGAACAUGUGCAGAAUAUUUGGAGGCAGCAUCAGGGCAGUCAUCCCGGCGUUGGAAGGACCAAUUACUGCGAGUCAAAUGAACGGCACAAGACCCUAGAGUGGGAGAACGAGCAGGUCUAUAUUUGGAACAAGGGAACAAGCUUCUGGAUUCAUGGACUGAUCCCAGACAGCCCGAAUGGUAGACGAUCGUCGAGAAUUCAUCGACUCAAGUCGGAAGGAGACGAGAAUAUGCACUCUAGCGGUGCCCAUCACAUGCGGAUCUGUGAUGGGCGCUUAUCGCAGUCGCUGAGAGGCCAGCACGGCCGCCCCCGCAUCGGCCGGCUUGGCCGCUGA
Messenger RNA from Penicillium diatomitis, 552 nucleotides. RefSeq lists its product as uncharacterized. The transcript is spliced from 2 exons. Lineage: Eukaryota; Fungi; Ascomycota; Eurotiomycetes; Eurotiales; Aspergillaceae. The record is from RefSeq and is a predicted model, not a curated record. The coding region runs from base 1 to 552 and encodes 183 amino acids.